Messenger RNA from Papilio polytes (common Mormon), 3648 nucleotides. Its product is annotated as abnormal long morphology protein 1-like. The record is from RefSeq and is a predicted model, not a curated record. The coding region runs from base 244 to 2796 and encodes 850 amino acids. Lineage: Eukaryota; Metazoa; Arthropoda; Insecta; Lepidoptera; Papilionidae. The transcript is spliced from 7 exons.
AGUCUCAGUAAAAUCGAUAGCGUGCAACGCUUCUCCAUACAAAAUAAGCGAUACUGUCGCAACUUGGUUAUCGCUCCCGGUCGCAUGGUACCGAUGUCGCUCACUGGAGGAUGAAUCUUUCACGUUAUUCGUGCCGCCAUUUCGUCGCGAAAGAUGUCCGGAGUGACCGUAUUUAUGGCGUUCUGAAUUCGUUCUCCGUGGUUUUUUGUGCAUGCUGAGCUGUUUUGACGAGAUUUCACAGAGAUGCAGCAACCAAUUUAUCAAGACCAGCAGGGCGGGCAGCAGGGGGCUGGUCAACAGAUGCUCCUGUGCCCCGUCAGAUUGGUUUACGAAACCCAAAUCUUGGUUCAACCUGGUGAACAAAUACAACCGAACCAAACGAUUUUCAUAAACCCGCACAACCCACCGCCAUGGAUACAGAACAGACCUCAGAACAACGUGAUGUACGUCCAACAGAUGGCGCCCAACAACUUCAUGCCACAAAUACAGCAACAGCCGGCACAAAAUCCUAUAUACAUCCACCAGAACUACAACAACUUGCAACAGAUGAUACCGCAACAAAUUAUAUCACAGGCACAACACAAAGAAGUGCGAACAGCUAAUGUACAAAUGGCUAACAUGCUGCAGCGAAACCCUGCACAACAAUUGCAACCUACAGCUAAUCCAUACAAUACAAGCGCACCGAACGAGGCACAAAACACUGCCACCACCAACUUCGGAGUAAUACCUGCAAACUACAUGCAAAACCAAAUAACCCAAAACCAAAUCAAUUUCAUCCCAACAAAUGCUAACAAACAAAUUAUACAAAACGUACAAACACCCAGACCGGCUGUAACGACAACAAACGUUAUGAACUUCCAAAGAAAUAUCGAAAUACAGCAAAACAUACCCAGGACCGUUGUGCAGCAAACCUUCCAACACGAAAGUAACAUACAAACAUCGCUGCCACAGUCGAUAACAAUGGUACCCAUCCAGCCAACACAACCGCCUCAAAGAACUAACGACACCCACGAUCAAAGUACACAAAUUCGACCAAUGCAAACAUUGGUCGCCAACAAACCAACCAUACCUCCAACAGUCACCACAAUUUCAAAUUCAACACACGAAAGAAUAGUAAAAAAAAUAGCUGCAGUCACACCAAAAGGUAAUAUUACUGUAAAUACAUUAGUAAAUACGGUACCAAAAAAUGUCUCUUCAUAUAGCUACAGACCAAUCCAACCCAGACCUCAGCAACAGAGAAAUAUAGUACCCAAUAUCAUCCCUACCAACACUCAGGCACAAAUUAAAGGUCCACCAAAGAUGCAGCAACCUGUAACUUACAAUGCAAACCCACUUACUUAUCUGAUGACAUCGAAUUAUACUAACACUGAACAGAGUAUGUUUAAUAGAAAGAGAAAGAGUGAAUCUCCUGAUGAGGUACAAAAGAAAAUGGUCAGUCAAAUACCACAAAAGGGUUCACCAGUUGCUGUGGUCUCUUCGGUGCAAACAAACACUGUCAACAGCAUUGGCGUAAAUACAAUGCCAAUGCAAAAAACACAUAAAAUGCCUGCAAAUAUUACCAGAAUUCCUAACAUGAUACGUAACGAAGAAACCAUAAAAGAAAUACAACAAAGAGUCGAGACUCAAAUGGUCAAAGAUACAUCGUCGCAGAGCGAAACAGAGAAAUUACUAAGGAAUACAGUAUUUACACAAGCUAGGAACAGAGUUUUAGCUGAUAAACAAGAAAUGAUAAGUACAAAUACAAUAAAAGUCGAAACUAUUACUAGUGAGAUAAAAACUGAAUCAAUACUUAAAAAGGAACUUGAAAAAGAACCCGUUAAAAUUGCGGAAGAAAAUAAGCGGGAUUUAGUGAAAAAAGAGGAAGAAAAUAAAAUAGAACUAAUUAAGAAGGAGGAGGAAAGCAAAAAAGAUUUAACUAAUAAGGAGGAAGAAAUUAAAAAAGAAAUAGUCAAAAAGGAAGAAGAGAUAAGAAAGGAGAUAAUCAAAAAAGAAGAGGAAAUUAGAAAAGAUUUAAUCAAAAAAGAGGAAGAAAUUAGAAAGGAUAUAAUAAAAAAAGAAGAAGCAAUUAGGAAAGAUUUAUUCAAAAAGGUAGAAGAAAGUAAAAACGUAUUGGUCCAAAAGAAGGAAGAUAAAAAAGAAUUAAUCACAAAAGAGGAGGAAAAUAAAAAAGAUGCACCUGAAAAUGAAACCACUAAAUCAGUAGUUGUUCAAAAGGAAGAAAAGAUAGGCAAAGAUCCAAGUAAUACAUUAAAACCAAACAUAAGAGAAAUCAAUGUACUUGGUAAUAGACAAUCAAACGACAAGAACAGUUUUGUAUUGACACAUGUACUUGAUGGUUAUGUUAUACAGGAGUCUAACAUAGCUUUCCCUAUUCGAAGACCAUUAAAAGAGAAAACACUUCUACCAAAUACAAAUACAGUAUCAGUAGAUAAAAAAGAAUCCAAAGAAGUGAAAACUGAAACAAGCACAAAGAUCAUUAAUUUAUCAAAUUUGAAUUUAAAUGACGUUGAAGAAAAGAAAAGAGUUGCUGAAGGAGAAGAAAAUAAGGAGUGCACGGAGAGCGAUAGUAAAAAAGAUAACCCUUUUGCAGUACUUAAGACAGAAACAGUUAAAAGCUGGACGGUAAAAGAAUUGACGGAACAUCUUGUGAAGUACGAAUGGGAUGAAACAGUGACAGUGUUACUUGAACAUGAAAUUGACGGUGAAUCUUUAUAUUUAGUGUCAAAGAACCAAUUAGUCAGUAUCGGUAUAAGUGAAGAGCAUGCUGAUAUUAUCUGUGAUUUCGUUAAGAGAUGAAGUGUUUGGACAAAAGUGUAAAAAAUGUAGAUAAAUUAGUGUUAUAAAAUGUGCUAUGUCAGUGUCUGAAAAUAUAAGAUGUCACCCCUGAUAUUUUAAAAAGAAUAAGUGUAAAUUUAAAGGUAAUUUUUACCAUUGUAUUACUUGGAAUCAACUUAAUGUGUUCAUAUUUUAACUAUAGGUUCUUUAACUAUUGCUCAAUUAAAAUCAUGCAAUAAGUUUUAACUACCACAAAAAAGAUUCAAUGCAAGUUAAUAAGUAAUUUUUUAAAGUAGGUUUCCACUACAAUAUGUACAACAUAACUUUGUGUGCAAAAACAAUAUUAAACAUGCUAUGAUUAUAAAGCACUGAAUUUGCUACAUGUAAACACUGACCUCUAUAAAUGGACAGGCUAUAAGAUGUGGUAUCUUGUCUAUUUGAUUCUUGACACCGAUGGAUGCAGUUGAUUUAAGAGGUUAGGAGUCAAACUAAUAUUAGACAUUGAAUAAACUAUCAACAUUGACAGAUUUUGAAGUCGGAAUGAAGCAAAAGCUGUCAUUUACAUUCAAUAACCUAUCCAUUUGUACAGAUCAGUGAAUAUAAAGGACUAUGCCCCAAUAUUCUGUUUGUAGAAGAUAGCAAAUGUAUACUAAUUGUAAAUAAAAAAAAAUGUUAAAUAAAUAGUUUAUACACAGAGUUAUUUCUAUGUAAAAUUACUGUGAGUAUAAAUUAUUUAAAAAACUUGCUGCCUUUUGAUAUUUGGCGUAAGUUCAAUAGAAAUGUAAUAAAUUAUUUUUUGGUGCACUAUUGUAAAAAGUACUUAAACCUGGAUCAGGUACAUUUUAAACGUAAAUAAACAAGAAUUACCAUUGA